GGGCGGAUCCUUAAGAGUCACAUUAGCCUACGUUAGCGCGGGGGACUCAUCGAUCCUGUAGACCGGUUGGGUUUAGGGAAGAUAGGGACGUGCCAAGGAUUCAAAAUAGCGCUAAACCCGGCUCCACCCACUGAUAGGCGGAAGUCCAGCUGAUGGGUGGCACUUGUUACCAUGGUUCCGUGUAAAACAGAAGACAUUGUGAUUUAUUUACAGAGCGCUUGCCUUGACUUGCCCACGUUUUUAUGCUAUCCUGGACAGCUUCAGACUGUUGCUGGCGACGGUACUUGAUGGCUUUCUUCGGGAUAACAAAUUUGGGCUAUCAAAAUCCCAUCGGAGACAAGAUGCUAGUGAAUCCACGAGCGUCUGCUUCCCACCGCGGUAAAAGCACGCCAGACUCCCUGACCUUUACAGAUGAGGUUGAUUUAAGGAGCUGUACCAAACAGUCAAGACUGCCCCCUAUCCAAGUCCAGAGGGGACCCCCAAAAUGCACUGAUACCUGCAGCAUCUACAACCAGCCACCUCCUUUCAGCCCAGACAUACACCAGGGGAGCCAGGAGCGAUACAGAGAGAUGCUCAAACGGGUUCAGACACCCAGAUCCCCAAACCAGCUGUACUCAGUGCCCCUGACAGACAGCCAGCAGUGUGGAUGGUGGAUGCCCAAUGGAGGCCAACAGAAUACGCAGGAACGCUGGACCCAAGUCAGACGAUUCCCCCGCAAGAACAGUGAGAUGACCAAGUUUGUGAAAGAGAUGUCAAUGACGGACCGGGAGUUCAGCUUAUUCUGAUUUCCUAUCCUGCAGUAAGACACACAUUCCCACGAUCCCAAGACCAUUGGGGCUAUUGUAAGGACUCUUGUGGUUUGAUAAACGGCCACUUUCGUCAUAGCAUGCUAUAUUUUUUGGAGCUACUGUAUCAUGCAGACGUCAAUUGACGUCUGCCUUUCAACUGGUACAGUUGAGCUGUUGCCUCCCUCCAGAGGAAUGAAAUGGUAAUACCCACAAGGAAAGAAUAGGGAGUUUUGUUUCAGUAAUUAGCUACUGUCACUCAGUAAGAGCAUUCAGUAGACCUUAGAUCAUUCAGGAGACCUUGGGGACAGUAACUGAAUAUCUGGGAUCGGGUAUAUUGUUACGGAAUAGUGUCUAGCUGCCAAAUAUUUGAUAGUGUGUUUGUAUUUUUGGUAAAGCUUGUAUUUUGCAUCAUUUCAGUACAUCAACGAAAGCAAUACAAUGAUAACUAAACGUUUUCCUUGUGUUAUCUUUAAAACUUUUUUCUACAUCAGCUAACAUUACAGUAUCAUUAUUAGGACAUAUGAGGUCAAAGGAAUAUCCAGAAAUGUUUUUUUUUUUUAUGUUACUGGAACGUUAUUAGGCACCAGUCAUUUUUUAAAACUUUCUGUCGGUACACUUUUGGCGGCAUAACAGGCCUUCAGACAAUCAUGAUCUUUGCCCUAUCCUAACUCCUCCCUCGCCUGGUAGGAUCCUUCCCUGUUCUCUCGUAUGCAGUGUGCUUUAACUUGCUAGUCCCUUUCCGAUAUGCACGCGUAAAUGUAAUGAUCUGGGAGAGAGCCACUCUGCCCAAGGAGCGACGCUGUUUCCGAUUACAGGGUCAUUGAGUGAGUCAGUCAACCCACGCACCCAUCUCAAUGGUGGCCUUUAAAAAUUCAGAGGACGUGGCUGUAGCUACCAAGUUCCUGUAUGUUUGGCACUGCAACUCCUUCAUGACAGUGCAUGGAGGAACAAAGCUACGAAUCCUCUCCUGUAUGAACGUUUGUGGGUAUCUGUGGCUGCUUGCUCUCAACAUCCUCUAAGGCUUUCAUUGGUCAACAUCUGCUCAAUGACAAUCAGCCAAUGGUAAUCACAGUUUUUACAGCAGGUAAAGAAAGCUGCACUAAUACCGCAUACAACUAAUCAAAACAGCCAUUGAUUUUAAGAUUUUUUUUUAUUCAAGGGGAAAUGUUAUUUUUCUCUUUGUCAAAGUCCCCAACUCUUGUCCUUCAACUCAGGGGUAGAAAACAAACUAACAAAAAGGAAAGUGUUUCGAAAGGGGUUCAUUAGGCCUGAACAAAACACUGUUUCAGUAGCACUGGGACAACCCUCUUCCUCCCCUGUCCCCUAAAAACAUCCCAAGAGUCAACAAUCAACCUCCACCCAACCCAAAGACAGGACAGCCCAUAGAAAUAGAAUGGACACAACGUGCAUCAUCUUACUUACCACAUCCAUUCUAUGUAUUAUAUUUCUAUGUGAAUCACUCUUAGUUGGUCACCUAUGUCAUUUAUCGAUCCCAUGACCUUUACUGUUGCCUGGCGGUCCCACACGCUCAAGGCCAAAUAUCACUGCACUGGGAGGGACCAAUAGCACGAGGCAGUAUUAGCUUGCUUUGGUACGAACAUGAUCAACUGUUACUGUAGUUGCCAUAGUUAAGUAUGGUAGAGAGAGGAACGAUGACUGGGGUGUUUUGAGGAUGUUAUGAGGAAACGUAAAGUCAAAAUGAACUCAGUGUUGUGUCAAUGCUACGGUCAAUAACUGAUUUAGAUUAGCUUUCACAGGCUCUCUCGCUCUACCCUUCCUGCUCUAUGUAUAACAUACUGUGAAACUCAGAUGUGGCAAUCAGGCACAGUUCCUGCUCACACUGUAUUCUCCAGUGGCUUGUUCAAUUAAGCUUGAGUUCAAGUAGGAAAUACUGCUCACACUGCUGAUUGUGUCCCGUUUCUCUGCCCUGAAGUCCGAUAGGAAGGGGAUCAGCUCUCCACCUGACUGAGUCGAGUCUUGAAGUAGUGUUUGCUCAAAAAAAGGUACAGUGUAUAAUUAGUUUAUCUGCGUGUAAACACUUCAGUCCUUCGUGAUUGGGGAAUAUGCACCACUUGGGGUUUGAUGCAAAAGCGACAGCUAAUGGGUAUGUGUCAGCAGGUCUAGAGCCAGUGUUUGAAUACUGUAGGGUGGUGAGGGAACAGCGCUGAGUGAGUUGGCUGCAGUUGAUCAGUUGGUACCAAUGAGCUUGAGCUUACGUCUGGCAUUUUAAAAGAAAGCGUUCUGCUCUUUGAUCCUUAUCGUUGGAAUGGAAAUAUCAUAAUGAGCAUAAUAAUGAAUCAUAAUUCUAAUCAUAAUAAUAACAGCCAUAAGAAUAAUGCAAAUGAUGAAUACAGAGGUGAUACAAGGUACCCAACGUUAAAAACAGAAUGAAAAGAGGAUAAUACAAUCAGACAUGCUUUAGAGAAGUUAAGUUUGGCAAGAAAGCAGUUUGUCCCAUUAUUAAAACCUCACAGUGAAAAUAGUUAUAGGCCUUCCAAGAUGACAAAGCACAGUAAUCAUUAUUUUCCUCGUCAAUCUACACACAAUACCCCAUAAUGACAAAGCACAUACAGGUUUUAUAUAUAUAUUUUAAACAUAUUUUAAA
Messenger RNA from Oncorhynchus mykiss (rainbow trout), 3393 nucleotides. RefSeq names its product sperm microtubule inner protein 11. Lineage: Eukaryota; Metazoa; Chordata; Actinopteri; Salmoniformes; Salmonidae. The record is from RefSeq and is a predicted model, not a curated record.